This is a messenger RNA of Coregonus clupeaformis (lake whitefish), 4393 nucleotides long. RefSeq names its product small G protein signaling modulator 1-like. Gene Ontology annotation, biological process: activation of GTPase activity. The record is from RefSeq and is a predicted model, not a curated record. NCBI's taxonomy places the organism in Eukaryota, Metazoa, Chordata, Actinopteri, Salmoniformes, Salmonidae. The transcript is spliced from 25 exons. Bases 37 to 4380 code for a protein of 1447 amino acids. Gene Ontology annotation, molecular function: GTPase activator activity.
CAGUGUGAAGGAGCAACGCAAAGGAGACUAAAUUUCAUGCCAACAACAACAACAACAACAACAACAACAGCAACAACAGAAGCAGCAAUGUCAGAAGCAGAGAUGCGUCAGAGGCUACUGUGCACGGUCAAGAAGGAGGUGAAGCAGAUCAUGGAGGAGGCUGUCACCAGGAAGUUUGUACAUGAAGACAGCAGCCACAUUGUCUCAUUUUGUGCUGCGGUGGAGGCGUGCGUUCUACAUGGGCUUAAGCGGCGAGCAGCGGGAUUCCUGCGUAGCAAUAAGAUAGCAGCGCUCUUCAUGAAGGUGGGGAAGAGCUUCACCCCGGCAGAGGAGCUGUGCAGGAAGGCUCAGGAGCUGGAGCAGAUCAUCGAGAGCAAACGGAACCAAAGCUUUCCCAACCAGGACAGCGUACGGAGACUGCCCAGGCUGCCCAGCCUCAACCCGCAGGUGGUCAGAAACCUGUGGCUCCGCACGGCCCUCAUCGAGAAGGUGCUGGACAAGAUCGUGCUCUACCUCGUGGAGAACAGCAGUAAAUUCUACGAAAAAAAGGCCAUUCUGAUGGAUCCGGUGGACGGACCCAUUCUGGCCUCUUUGUUAGUGGGGCCCUGCGCCUUGGAGUACACGAAGAUGAAGACGGCUGACCACUUCUGGACAGACCCCUCAGCAGACGAGCUGGUCCAGAGACACCGCAUCCACAGUGGCCACUGCAGACAGGACUCCCCCACCAAGAGGCCUGCCCUUUGUAUCCAGAAGAGACAUUCCAGUAGCAGCAUUGAUGAGCGGCCUUCCCCCUCGCCCUCAGCCCGGGACUAUGUGGAGUCACUGCACCAGAACAACAGAGCCACCCUGCUGUUUGGAAAGAACAACGUGCUGGUGCAGCCGAGGGAUGACAUGGAGGCUAUCCCAGGAUACCUCUCUCUCCACCAGACCGCCGACAUCAUGACGCUGAAGUGGACGCCCAAUCAGCUGAUGAACGGCUCUGUGGGAGACCUGGACUAUGAGCACAGUGUGUACUGGGAUUACGCUAUGACCAUCCGUCUGGAGGAGAUUGUUUAUUUGCACUGUCAUCAGCAGGUGGACAGCGGGGGCACGGUGGUGCUGGUGAGCCAGGACGGCAUCCAGAGACCCCCGCUGCACUUCCCUAGAGGGGGGCAUCUGCUCCAGUUCCUCUCCUGCCUGGAGAACGGCCUCUUGCCCCAUGGCCAGCUGGAUCCUCCGCUCUGGUCCCAGAGAGGAAAGGGGAAGGUGUUCCCUAAACUGAGAAACAAGUGUUUACAGGGCUCCUCGGACUCAGUGUCCGAUAAGGAGGAGGAUGAAGCCACAGACUAUGUCUUCCGCAUCCUGUUCCCCAACAGCCAAUCAGAGUUUGUGGCUCCAGAGCUGAUGGACCAGGGGGCCAACAUGUGGCAGCCCACCCCCAGGAAGUCCUCCUGCUCGUCCUGUACCCAGGUCAGCUUCUCACAUGGAGGACCCCCCAACGGGUGCAACCAUGAAAGAGCCCCUUUGAAGCUGCUGUGUGACCAAAUGAAGCAUCAGAUCAUCUCCCGGGCGUUCUACGGCUGGCUAGCUUAUUGUCGUCAACUGUCCACUGUACGUACACACCUCUCGGCCCUGGUCAACCACACCAUCGUGGCGCCCGAUGUGCCCAGUGAUGCCUUCACGGGCCUCACCGCCCAGGUGUGGCAGAGGUUCCUUCAGGACUGCACUGCCUAUAAGGAGCAGGAGCUGCUGCGCCUGGUGUACUUCGGCGGUGUUGAACCUUCGCUGCGUAAGGAGGUGUGGCCCUUCCUCCUGGGCCACUACCAGUUUGGCAUGUCUGAGUCUGACAGGAAAGAGGUGGAUGAGCAGGUGCGGGCGUGCUACGAGCAGACCAUGAGCGAGUGGCUGGGCUGCGAGGCCAUCGUGCGGCAGCGGGAGAAGGAGCAGCAUGCAGCGGCGCUGGCUAAGUGCUUGUCUGUCUCGGCCAGCGUGGAUAAUCCAAGCCCUGUUCAGAGGAUGAUGCACCGUGACUCCAGCAUCAGUAAUGAGUCCUCCCAGAGCUGCAGCUCAGACAGACAGAGCCUGGCUCGCCUGCAGAGUGGCUCCAGCAGCAGCACCCAGGUGUUUGAGUCCGUGGAGGAGGUGGAUCAGAUUGAGACCGAGCCCAAGAGCGAAGAGGCCAAGCAGGUGCCCAAGAUCCCCAAUGGAGGAGCCCUGCCCAACGGGACCAGCUCCCCAGACUCGGGGCACCCCUCCUCUCGCAACUUCUCAGUCACCUCAGGCCUGUCAGAACGCUCUCUGAGCACAGAGGACAGCACUGCACCUGACACCACCCCUAAAAACACCACCAGCACUCCUCCACAGUUGGCCCCAGCCCCACAGAGCCCAGUCAUAGCCCAUGAGGAAGAGUUGGAGGCAGAUAGCCCAAACAUCCAACCCCAGGCCCUGCAGGAGGAGAGGGACCUCCAGGCCAUGGACCCACCAGAGAAGGAGGAAAAAGAGAAGGAAGAGAGUGCGACCGAAGUGACCCAAGAGACUGAGGGCAACGAGACAGAAGUGCCAGAUAUAGAAAUAGACAAAAAGACAGUGACAAGGGGUGACAAGGCAACAGACGCAGGUGUGUUAGAGAGCCAGAAAAUAGAGGAAGAAAAUACUUCCGUGACUGAAACUGCCGAGACAGAAGAGGUAAGGACCUCUGAAAGGGAGGACAUUGAGUUACCGAAAGCAGAAGUGGAUGCUGUAGAAGAAACAGUGGAGUCCGAAACAGAUGAGUUCAAAACAAUGGAUGCUAAAGAGCCUGAGACAGAAGUGGUGAAAAUGUUGGAUGGAGAGCCAGCCAUGCUAGCAGACACAGAGGAGAUGCAGUCACUGGAAACAUUGAAAACUCGAGAGUCAAGAGAAACAGAGGACGAAGGAUCAGAACCAGAAUCUGUAGAUCCAGAAGAGAAUGAAACAAACCAUAGAGAGCCAAAAGAGGAGAAGUCAUUGAUAUCAACGGUGACUGCAGAAGCAAUGGAGGACAAGACAUCAGAACUGGAGGAUGAGCGAACUUCAGAGGCUGGAGAAACAAAGAGUGCUGAAACAUCGGAAGUAAAGGAAGCCGUAGAGAAUACUAUGGAAAAUACAGAAACUGAGAAAGAAGUAGGAGCCAAUCAGACUUUAAAAUCUGAGGUAGCCGAAACAAAGGUGGUUAAGACGGUGUCACACAAAGAAGUUGCAGAGGCAAAAGUGGAGGACAUUACAAAAUCUAAGGAAGUGGGAAAAAGAGAGGAGGAGGAGAUCAUACCAUCUGAGGCCGAGCUCCCAGAGACCGAGAAGAAUACAAGCCCCGUAGCAGAGACCAGGUUGGCAAGGGCAAUGGAAGCAUUUGGUUGCACCACCCAGAGUGAGGAGGCUCUGGCCACCACAGAAUCUGACGAGUCUCCUUCAGCCAUUGAGAUGGAGGAGAUCUCCUUGGCAAAAGUCUCCAUGGCCCCACUGUGGGACAGGAAGGGUCCGUGCGACAGUUCCGGGGUCGGGGCUGCUCUCUCUGAGGGCUCAGUCCCCCAUCUGGAGCUCCGACUGGAGGAGGAGGAACAGUGCAAGCCCAGCCCAGAGGGCACAGAGUCCAACUUGUCUGAGGAGCCUGAGAUGGAGAGCAUUUUCCCACAAUUUGACUCCCUGGCCGUGGGCAGAGAGCUGAAAAACGAGGCCAUCUCUCCAGUGUCAUCCAUCGGAACCACCUAUUCUCAGGAGCUUUUAGACAUGUACACGAUGAACCUGCACCGCAUUGAGAAGGAUGUCCAGCGAUGUGACAGAAACUACUGGUAUUUUACCCCUGCCAACCUGGAGAAACUGCGCAACAUCAUGUGCAGCUAUAUCUGGCAGCACCUGGAGAUUGGCUAUGUGCAGGGCAUGUGUGACCUGCUGGCUCCCCUCCUUGUCAUUCUGGAUGAUGAGGCCAUGGCCUUCAGCUGUUUCACUGAGCUCAUGAAGCGGAUGAAUCAGAACUUCCCCCACGGCGGGGCCAUGGACACUCACUUUUCCAACAUGCGCUCUCUCAUCCAGAUCCUGGAUUCUGAGCUAUUUGAGCUAAUGCACCAGAAUGGCGACUACACCCACUUCUACUUCUGCUACCGAUGGUUCCUCCUAGACUUAAAGCGUGAGCUGGUGUAUGACGAUGUGUUUGCGGUGUGGGAAACCAUCUGGGCAGCGAAGCACGCCUCCUCUGGCCACUUUGUCCUCUUCAUCGCGCUGGCACUGGUUGAGGUCUACCGGGACAUCAUUCUGGAGAACAACAUGGACUUCACCGACAUCAUUAAGUUUUUCAACGAAAUGGCUGAGCAUCACAACAGCAAGCAGAUCCUGACACUGGCCCGGGAACUGGUGUGCAAGGUGCAGACGCUCAUUGAGAACAAGUGAUCUCCAGGAGCCG